AUGCAGAGAAACCAGUCAGAAAUCACAGAGUUCAUCUUUCUAGGAUUUGGAAAACUUCAUGAACUGCAGCUCUUCCUAUUCUCGGUGUUUCUAGUGCUCUAUGUGUCAACCAUGGCUGCCAACAUUCUCACCAUUCUUCUCAUAAUAACUGAGCAGCACCUUCACACACCCAUGUACUUCUUCCUGGGAAAUUUGUCUUGCUUGGAGAUGUUCUACAGUUCAACCAUCCAACCCAAGAUGCUGGCUAGUCUCUUCACAAAAGAUGAAGCCAUUUCUUUAACAGCGUGCCUCACCCAGCUAUAUUUCUGCGGUUCCCUAGCGGGUACAGAAUGUUAUCUCCUCUCAGUAAUGUCAUAUGACCGAUAUUUAGCCAUCUGUAAACCCCUGCACUAUGCAACAAGAAUGAGUUCACAAAUGUGUGUCCAGCUAGCGGCAUGCUCAUGGAUCAAUGGGUUUGUUUUUUCCUUCCUUAUGUUGGGUGUCAUGUUACAAUUGACGUACUGUGGCCCCAAUGAAAUUGAUGAUUACUAUUGUGAUAGUUUAGCCCUUACGAAACUAGCCUGUAGUGACCGCAGCCUGGCAGAAGUCGUGACUCUCUUCCUGGCAUCUGCAUUCAGCUUGCCCCCCUUUCUCCUUACUAUAACUUCCUACAUAUUAAUUAUAACUACUGUCUUUAGAAUUCCUUCAACAACUGGAAGGAAAAAAGCCUUUUCCACGUGCUCCUCUCACCUUAUUGUUGUUAGCACUUUCUAUGGGGCUAUAAUGAUUGUGUACAUGUUACCCAAGACUGACAAACUGAGUGAUCUCAACAAGGUUUUGUCUCUCUCAUAUACGGUGCUGCCCCCCUUUGCAAAUCCCCUUAUAUAUACCUUGAGAAAUAAGGAGGUUAAAGAAGCCUUGGGGAAAAUGCUUAGAAGGGUUCUCCUUUCCUGA
This is a messenger RNA of Sphaerodactylus townsendi, 933 nucleotides long. RefSeq names its product olfactory receptor 11A1-like. Gene Ontology annotation, biological process: G protein-coupled receptor signaling pathway. The transcript has a single exon. Gene Ontology annotation, cellular component: membrane. The coding region runs from base 1 to 933 and encodes 310 amino acids. Lineage: Eukaryota; Metazoa; Chordata; Lepidosauria; Squamata; Sphaerodactylidae. The record is from RefSeq and is a predicted model, not a curated record. Gene Ontology annotation, molecular function: olfactory receptor activity; G protein-coupled receptor activity.